Messenger RNA from Hemiscyllium ocellatum (epaulette shark), 16578 nucleotides. RefSeq names its product heparan sulfate proteoglycan 2 (gene hspg2). Bases 199 to 12387 code for a protein of 4062 amino acids. The record is from RefSeq and is a predicted model, not a curated record. The transcript has 92 exons. Gene Ontology annotation, molecular function: calcium ion binding; protein binding. Lineage: Eukaryota; Metazoa; Chordata; Chondrichthyes; Orectolobiformes; Hemiscylliidae.
GGAGGCUAAAGGCGAACUUUGUGCGGAAAAAAAAAGUUGGACUGUCCCUUUCGGGCAGAGCAGGGACAAGGUAGGGAGCGGCUCCACUCAAGGAACUUUGACUGACUUUCUCCUCCCAGCCCCAGCUACCGAUCACUGGGGAGAUUUUUUUUGGGGGGGGAGAGAAGGAAAAGGGGGAAAAAAGAACCCUGAAGAGAAAUGGGCCGAAGAGUGUCGCUGCUUCAUUGGCGGCUCCUCAUCCAAGUUCUUGUCUUCUGCUUUUCUAUUAUACAUGCAUCAAAGGUUUUAGAUGAAGUUCCAAUCCCAGAGGACUCUGAGCUGGACCAGAGUCACCUUCGACGGCGGAGGUUCCCCUUGGAAUCAGAUGAUGAGGACUUUGUAACAUCAGCUGAGGGGAGCGCUGACUUUGAAGAAGGUAGCACACCAGUCACAGUUGAAACUGAACAUACACCUGUAACCCCAACAGAGAUCCCAAAGGAAAAAACAAUAUACUAUCGUGUGCUGGUGAACUUCACUACUUCUAUUGAGUACAGUCCACAGUUGGAGGACUUUGAUUCUGAAACAUUCAGAGAAGUAUCAGAAGGAAUCAUCGACACACUUGAGUCUGAAUUUUAUCGGAUCCCAGGAGAGCAGUCAGUCACUGUGGUAUGGAUCAAACAACAGGACCAAAAUGUGAUUGUCGAGUUGGAUGUGGGAUCCGAUGGAAACAGCAAUGAUGAGGAGAUACGAGAAGUGGUUUACUCAGUCGUGAGGAGUGGAUCAAUCGGGCCUUAUGAAACAUCAGUUAAAGGCUUCAAAUUCCGGCAUCUAGGAGAAGAUGUGAUCCCUGCAGUUCGUCAGUGCCAUCCCAAUGAAUUCUCCUGUGGGUCUGGCGAGUGUGUUCCUCUUGAGUAUCGCUGUGACUUCAGGGCUGAUUGCAAGGACAUGUCUGAUGAAGAUGACUGUGCAAAGACAGUCACAACAGUUCCCCCGCCUCCAACUUUGAAAGUUGACAGGAGAGUCCAAACAACCACACCAGUUGUUUUUGUGACACCCAAACCAGAGAGACGAACACCAAGGCCACUUGUUACUGCAGCACCCCCUGUCCCCACUCCAGAUUUUCUAAGGCCCUGCCCAGUAGACAAGGCCGUAUGUCAGAAUGGGCAGUGUAUCCCUAGAGAUUAUCUGUGUGAUGGAGAAAGGGAUUGCACAGAUGGAAGUGAUGAGCUGGACUGUGGAGCACCAUCACCAUGUGAGCCCAAUGAGUUCAAGUGCAAGAAUGGGCGCUGUGCGCUGAAGCUGUGGCGCUGCGAUGGGGACAAUGAUUGUAUGGACAACUCCGAUGAAGAGUAUUGUCCUACCAAAGGGCCGGGCGAUAUGUGUGCCCCUGAGCAAUUUGUCUGUGUUUCAACAAGACAGUGUAUCCCAGCAAGUUACCAGUGCGAUGAGGAAGCUGAUUGCCCUGAUCGAUCAGAUGAAUUUGGAUGCACUCCUCCUCAAGUGAUCACACCACCAGAAGAAACAGUCCUGGUGAAACGGGGUGGUACAGUGACACUAACAUGUGUGGCAGCGGGAGUUCCAACUCCCAUCAUUACCUGGAGAUUGAACUGGGGUCAUAUCCCUCUUUCUGGCAGAGUUACCAUGACUAGUCAGAAUGGCCAGGGGACAUUGAUCAUUAGGGACGUCAAGGAGUCUGAUCAAGGAGCUUACACGUGCGAAGCCAUCAAUGCCAAAGGAAUGAUCUUUGCAAUCCCUGAUGCACUGCUGAUUUUGAAAUCCAACCCAGGAGUUUGCUCUGAAGGUCAUUUCAAUGUGGAGGGUAGUCUGCGAUGUGUUCCUUGUUUCUGCUUUGGUGUUACUAGAAACUGUGAAUCUACAAACCGCUAUAGAAACCAGAUACAUCUGCGCUUCACUGAGGAAAACAACUUUAUGGGUGUGAAUGUGACUGCACCAGCUCAGCCUGUGACACCUCCUGUCUCAACCUCUCAGAUGAUCGUGGACCCUGACUCAGGGGAAUUCCAGUUGGUUGAUCUGUCAAGACGGUUCCUCAGCCAUGAUUCCUUCUGGACUCUUCCGAGACAAUUUCUGGGGGAUAAGGUUGAUUCAUACGGAGGGUCCUUGCGCUACAAGAUUCGCUACAGCGUGGCAAGAGGGCCGUCAGAGCCAGAGGAAAAGGCAGAUGUGAUUAUAACAGGAAAUGGAAGAAAACUGAUCUACAGAACGAGGACCUCUACCCAGCCUGAUGUUAUCAACCGGAAAGAGAUCCUGUUUACUGAGGAGAACUGGCAGCACGAGUCAGGCAUCCCUGUGACACGUGAAGACCUAAUGAUGACAUUGGCUAAUCUCGACAAGAUAAUGAUCCGAACAAAGUACGACAACAGAAUGUCCAGCGUUGGUCUCAGUGACGUUGUCAUGGAUACAACCAGUAUGGAAUUUACAACUCUGGGAAAACCGAAGCUUGUUGAGCAAUGCAGAUGCCCACUAAGUUACAAGGGUCUGUCUUGUGAAAGCUGUGCCCCUGGAUUUAAGCGCGUUUUGACUGGGCCUUACCUGGGUGUAUGUGAUGGGUGUAACUGCAAUGGCCACGCUAGCAGCUGUGAUAAAGUCACAGGACACUGUCUGAGUUGUCAACACAACACGGAAGGUCGACAUUGUGACAAGUGCAAGCCUGGAUAUUUUGGUGACCCCACUCAAGGAACUGCCAAUGACUGCAUGCCAUGCCCAUGUCCGUUUACUGAUUCCCAGAGAAGAUUUUCGGAAACCUGUUUCCUGGAUACUGAUAGGCGCCCUACCUGUGAUGCUUGUAGAGCUGGCUACACUGGACGCAGAUGUGAAACUUGUGCUGCUGGUUAUGAAGGAAACCCAAUGUCUCCAGGUGGAAAGUGUACACCACAUGCUGGAUAUAUUUCAAAUUGUGACAGCAGAGGAACAGAAUCUGCAGAAUCAUAUGCAGGAUCCUGUGUCUGUAAGGCUAAUGUCGUUGGAAGAGUCUGUAAUCAGUGCGCGCCAGGGUCCUUCAAUUUGGACGAUGCCAACUUGAAUGGCUGUUUGAAAUGUUUCUGCAUGGGAAUCAGCAAAGAGUGUGCCAGUUCAUCUUGGCACCGAGACCAGGUCCGAGCACUCUCUGGUGAGCAAGAGAGGAGCCUUUACAUGCUAACAAACAUGGCACACACUCAGAGGAUCACUGAAGGCAUUAAAAUCAGUGCAUUGAGCGAACUGACUUUUGCAAACUUUGAUGCAGUCCCUCGAGAUGUCUACUACUGGGUGCUACCUGAUCGGUUCAAAGGUGAUAAGGUUACUUCUUAUGGCGGGGAAUUGCGUUACACGAUCCUGCACAGUGUCUCCCCAGACUCUUUGCCAGUCACUGGGAUGCCAGACGUUAUUCUACAAGGCAACAAUAUCUUCCUGGAGCACUACACGGCUAGGAAGCCACAAGCUGGCAUUCCCUCAACUUUCUCUGUUCCUUUCAAAGAAACUGCAUGGCGACGGGCUGAUGGCCAGCCUGCUACCAGGGAGCAUCUCCUGAUGGCUUUGGCCAAUAUUGAUGUUGUGAUGAUCCGAGCAAGUUAUACUGAAAGGAUGACUGAAAGCAGAAUAUCCCAAAUCCAGAUGGAUGUAGCUGUCCCACAUCCCACUGGACAGGAACAGGCAGUUGAAGUGGAGGAAUGUAUUUGCCCAGAAGGAUACAAGGGAUCGUCCUGUCAGGAAUGUGCUUUUGGCUACACACGCACAACGAGUGGGUUAUACCUGGGAAUGUGUGAGCGCUGUGAUUGCAACGGACACUCUGAAUGUGAUGCAGACACUGGGCAAUGCUUGAAUUGCCUUCACAACACCGGGGGCCUCCGAUGUGAACAAUGUGAGUCUGGUUUCUAUGGCAAUGCCAGAGGUGGAACUUCAAAUGACUGUAAGCCUUGCCCUUGUCCAGGCUCCACUCCCUCAAAUCAGUUCUCCUUGACUUGUUUCCUGGAUUCAGAUGGACAGGCAACUUGUGAUCGUUGCCCCAGUGGUUACGAAGGCAGGAACUGUGAAAGAUGUGCACCAGGCUACACUGGAAAUCCAAUACAUGGACAACGUUGCACGACUGACUGUACGUGUGACUGGAGAGGGAGUGCUGGAGGCCAGUGUGAUGCCAAUGGGCAAUGCCAAUGCAAGCCUAAUGUGCAAGGCUGGACCUGUGACACUUGCAGACCUGGCUACUUCUACCUGAGUGCAGAGAGCAAAGAGGGCUGCCUGCCUUGUUUCUGUAUGGGUGUGACACAGCAAUGCAGCAGCUCCUCAUACUACCGGAAACGGAUUUCAAGUCCAUUUGUUCCACCAAACAACUUUCAGAACUUCUCCCUGGUGAAUCGUCAGCGCACCACACGCAUCACCUCGGGAUUUACAGUGACAGUGAGAGACAGGGAGCCACAGCUAUCGUUUGGGCGAUUUGGGCAGUACACCCAGGAAUCCUACUAUUGGCAACUUCCAGAGGUGUUUCAGGGUGACAAGGUGACUUCCUACGGUGGACUUCUUCGGUACACACUCUCCUACGAUGCAGGUUACCGGGGUUCCUCAGUACCAGAUGCUGAUGUACAGAUCAUUGGCAAUGACAUUACCUUAGUGACCUACCACCAUCACCCACUUCAACCAAGAGAGAUACAGUCCUUUGAGAUCAUGUUCAAGGAGCAAUUUUGGAAGCGCCCAGAUGGUCAGCAAGCCACUCGGGAACAUCUCUUGAUGGUCCUUGCUGACUUGGAUGAGGUCCUCAUCCGUGCCACCUACUCGACCGACAUGAUCUCUGCCAGCCUGUCUGAUAUGAGCAUGGAAAUCGCAGUGCCAUAUUACACUGACCUGACACAGGCUCUGCAAGUGGAAGAAUGUCGUUGUCCCCCAGGAUACCAUGGACUGUCCUGCCAGGACUGCGCUCCUGGUUACACGAGGACUGGAGGAGGCCUGUACCUCGGAGAUUGCAAAUUAUGUGAAUGUAAUGGACACUCUGGCUCCUGCCACCCAGAGACUGGCGUUUGCUCGAACUGUUUACAUAACACGGCUGGGGAGUUCUGUGAUCAGUGUGCUCCUGGUUAUUAUGGAGAUGCCACUGCGGGUACAGCAGCAGACUGCCAACCUUGUGCCUGCCCAUUGACAAUUCAAGAGAACCAGUUUUCUCCUACCUGUGAAAGUAACGAAGUUGGUGGGUACAGGUGUACAGCAUGUCUCCCUGGCUACACAGGCCAGUACUGUGAGCGCUGUUCCCCGGGGUAUUCUGGCAGCCCAAGAAUUCCAGGACAGAGGUGUUAUCCAGUCGAUCGCAAUCCUUUCCUGGUUACUGUUAUCCCUCGGAGAACAACAGUGGAACAAGGCAGCAAUGUGAUUCUCAAGUGCCAGGUUAUUGGUCAGGCUCCAUUUUACUACUACUGGAGCAGAGCUGACGGUCGUCCUCUAUCCAGCCGCGUUCAACAGAGGGAACAAGGUGAAGAGCUGGUGAUUCGAGAAAUUAAAUCAUCUGAUGCUGGAAUUUACGUGUGUACUUGUCGGAAUAUGCAAAGCACCAAUUCAAGUCAGUCUGAAAUCAUAGUUACUGUCCCCUCUUUCAAAGCCAUAACCGUGACUGUGGAAGAACCGAGACGACAGACAGUGAGAUCUGGUGUCACUGUUAAUUUUAUCUGCACAGCAAAGAGUCAGUCUCCAGCAUAUACAUUGGUGUGGACCCGACAGCUCGGAGGUAAACUGCCAAGCACCGCAGUGGACUUUAAUGGAAUCUUGACCAUCCGCAAUGUUCGCCCAGAGGACGCUGGUAUCUACGUCUGCACGGGCUCCAACAUGUUUGCCAUGGACGAGGGGACAGCAGAGUUACAUGUACCAGCUACAUCCCAGCUCCAUUUUCAGUCACUUGAAAUGCUAGAAGGAAACAAGCAAUCAGCAGCACCUGUAGCAACAGUUGAGCCUCCCAUCCUAACAGUCAAGCAGGGACAGACCGCAGAAUUCCGAUGCUCUGCAACCGGCAAUCCACCGCCAACUCUGGAAUGGUUUGGGGGCCAAGGUAAUAUUAUAUCACCAAAUGCAGUCAUUCAGGGCGGACUUCUACGGAUUGUUGCUGUGGAGCAUUCAGAUGAAGCAGAGUACUCCUGCAAAGCUUCAAACAAUGCUGGAUAUCACAUUGCCACAUCCAUUCUCUAUGUACAGAGUAGUGGUAACCUGCCACAGGUACAGGUCAGUCCACAGCGGAUAGAGGUACCAGAGGGUGAUACUGUUAGUUUGUACUGUCGAGCUGGAGGGCAACCGUCACCAACGCUGGUUUGGAAGAAAUAUGGAGGAGAGCUCCCACCACAGGCCAAAGUUGAACGAACAGAUAUUGGCACACUUAUUAUCCCUUCAAUCAUUAUAUCCCAAGCUGGUGUCUACCUGUGCGUGGGAACCAAUGCUGCUGGCUCCUCAGAAGGUCGCAUUGAAGUCUCAGUGUUAACCUCAGAAGGAUCGGUACCAGUAAUCCGAAUUCAUCCCUCCCCUGCCUCAGUAACGGAGGGAAACAUACUUGAAUUGUAUUGUCAUGUGACGGGGGAUCCUCGACCCAAGAUCACAUGGCGCAAGAGAAGUGGCUACCUAAUAUCUAAUCACCAGGUGCAAGGCCCAGUGUUACGCAUUCGACAGGCCACUCGUGCUGAUGCUGGGGAUUAUAUCUGUCACGCUGAAAACAGUCUUGGAAUGCAAGAAGUUUCAGUCUCUGUGUCAGUCAGCUCCAGAGAUUUCCCCCCGAGAACUGCCCCAACAGUACGGGUUCACCCUUCACGUACCUCAGUAGGUGAAGGAGAGAUGCUGGAGUUACACUGCCAGGUCACAGGGUACCCUCAACCCAGGAUCACUUGGUACAAAGUCGCUGGCACUCUCUCAGCCAAUCACCAGGUACAGGGCCCUGUGCUGCGCAUCCUUCACAUGACUCCUUCUGACAUCGGGGAUUACAUCUGCCGUGCAGAAAAUGAAGUUGGAACACGAGAGGUCAAGUUCUCUGUAUCGGUCACUUCAUCCAAUCAAGGAACGGCCCCCACAGUGAUGGUUCACCCUUCCCCCACCUCAGUAAGGGAGGGGGAAAUGCUGGAGUUAUACUGCCAGGUCACAGGUCAACCAGAACCCAGGAUCACAUGGCACAGGGCGGCUGGCUCUCUAACAUCCAAUCACCAGGUCCAGGGCCGAGUGCUACGCAUCCUUCGUAUGAGUUCAAUUGAUGUCGGUGAUUACAUCUGCCGCGCAGACAAUGUCCAUGGAACACAGGAGGUCAAAUUCUCCGUCUCAGUGCUUCCUUCCACAUAUCAAGGAACGGCCCCCACAGUGAUGGUUCACCCCUCCCCCACCUCAGUAAGAGAGGGGGAAAUGCUGGAGUUACGCUGCCAGGUCACAGGUCAACCAGAACCCAGGAUCACAUGGCACAGGGCGGCUGGCUCUCUAACAGCCAAUCACCAGGUACAGGGCCGUGUGCUACGCAUCCUUCGUAUGAGUUCAGCUGAUGUCGGUGAUUACAUCUGCCGCGCAGACAAUGUCCACGGAACACAGGAGGUCAAAUUCUCCGUCUCAGUGCUUCUUUCCACCUCAAGAAAUGCCCCCACUGUGCUGGUUCAGCCAGCCCCCACAACAGUGAGGGAGGGGGAAAUGGUGCAAUUACACUGUCAGGUCACAGGUCAACCACAGCCCAGGAUCACAUGGUACAGGGCAGCCGGCUCUCUAACAACCAAUCACCAGGUACAUGGCCGUGUGCUACGCAUCCUUCGUGUGAGUCCAGCUGAUGUCGGUGAUUACAUCUGCCGUGCGGCAAACAUCUAUGGAAUGCGCGAGGUCAAAUUCUCCGUCUCAGUCACUCCUUCCACCACACGAGGCACUGCCCCGACGGUCAGGAUUAACCCUUCUUCUACCUCUGUCAGUGAGGGAGAAAUGCUGGAGUUACACUGCCAGGUCACAGGUCAGCCCGAACCCAGGGUUACGUGGCACAAAGCAACAGGGUCACUGACAGCCAAUCACCAGGUUCAGGGCAGUGUUCUACGUAUCCUUCGUGUGAAUCCCAAUGACACCGGGGAUUACAUCUGCCACGCGGAAAACGUUGCCGGAACACGGGAGGUCGCAUUCUCCCUCUCAUUCUCUUCACCUCCGUUCACACGUGAAGGUGCACCAAUCGUGCGAGUUCAACCCCGCCCCAUCUCAGUAACCGAGGGGCAAAUGUUGGAGUUACACUGCCAGGUCACAGGUCAACCUGAACCCAUGAUCACAUGGUACAAGGCAGAUGGUUAUCUAACGGACAAUCACCAGGCAGAAGGCCCUGUGCUGAGAAUCCUGCAGGUGACUCAUGCUGACGAUGGCGAUUAUAUCUGCCGUGCAGAAAACAAGUUCGGAAUGCAACAACUUAAAUUCUCGGUCUCGGUUACCUCCACAGCAACCAGGGCACUGAUACCAAUUAUAAAUACUGGGCCACAAGAUGUUACUGUCAUUGAGGGUGGUGAUGCUUCCUUCAGCUGUCGAGUUGUUGAUGGAGCUCAACCAUUCAGUAUCGAGUGGAAAACACCUAAUGAACCAUUACAAGCCAAUGUGAAGAUCAGUGGUGAUGGCUCUGUGAUUAAAAUUACAAGAGCUCGUCAACGUGACCAAGGCCAGUACAAAUGUGUGGCUCGAAAUCAGUUUGGAUCUGCAUUCAGCAUAAUGACUCUGAUUGUACAAGGGCCUCCAACGGUUUCCAUCUCCCCCAGGGGCCCAGUCAGGCUGGGUGUGGGUGAUUCUGUUACACUGGAAUGUAUAGGCAUGGGUGAACCUCGGCCGACAAUCAGCUGGCGUCGGGUCAAUGGCAGGCAAAGGAGCAACCUGCCGAGGGAAGGCAAUCCCAUCCUAACGAUUUCUUCAGCUCGUCUGCAGGAUUCUGGGACCUACUCCUGCGUCUCCUCAAAUAUAUUUGGCACGGUUGAUGCUCAGGUGGAGGUGAUAGUCGAGCGAUCAGCCUCCAGAGCCCAGGCUCCUCAGGUCACUGCUGAACAGCCAUCGUUAACUGUCACAGCAGGACAAAUUGCUACCCUGCACUGCUCAGCUACUGGUUACCCAACUCCGAUUAUUCAGUGGUCUAAAUUGCGAGCCCCAUUGCCAUGGCAGCACAGGAUUGCCAAUGGAUCUUUGGUUAUUCCUAACGUAGGACUGCAGGAUUCCGGACAGUACAUCUGCAAUGCCUCCAAUUCCGCUGGAUUCAAUGAGUUGUUCAUAACACUGGAUGUAGAAACUGCACCGUAUGCCACCUUUGACCAAGAGGUUGUCACUGUAAGGGUCGGUGAGAUCAUCCGAUUACACUGUCUGUCCCAAGGAACUCCCCCAAUAACGUAUGAAUGGUCCAAGUUGAAUGGAAGUUUGCCGAGCAGGGCGGUGAUGCGCAAUGGGUUCCUGCAAAUCAACCUUGCCGUUGUAUCGGACUCAGGAAAGUACCGCUGUCUCGUGAAGAACAAAGUUGGUCAAAGUGAUGCAAUUUCAACAGUGCAUGUGAAAUCUCCACCAGCAGUGAAAGUAUCGCCGCAAAUUGAGGUACGCAAUAUUGGUGGCACAGUAGAAUUCACCUGCGCAGCUACUGGUCACCCAGAACCCAAGAUUCAGUGGUUUAAGGAGCAAGGACAAUUCCAAUCAAAUCAUAAAAUCGAUAAAGGAGUCUUGAGAAUAGAGAAUAUACAAGAAGGAGAUGAAGGAGUUUAUAUCUGCAGAGCAUCAAACCCAUUUGGACGAGUGCAGGACAGUGCCAAACUUGUCAUCCAAGCCUUGCCAAUUGUCAUGAUCAACGUGAGGGCGUCCAUGCAGAUGGUAAUGGUGGGUGGGUCGGUAGAAUUCGAGUGCCAGGCUAUCGGGGAUCCCCAGCCUUCUAUUCGAUGGAGUAAAGUGGAUGGAAGGCUCUCUCCUGAAGUUAUCCUCAAGAAUGGAAUGCUGAAAAUUGAUCAUGUGAAAGAGUCUGAUGCAGGGCGUUACCGAUGCACUGCCACCAAUGAAGCAGGGUCCGUCAAGUCUGAGGUGGUCCUAUACGUGCAGUCUGUUCCCAUGAUUGUUCCUCAGCCAGAACUCAAAGAAGUAACAAUUGGAUCCAAGGCUGUGUUUCCAUGUCUAGCCUCUGGAUACCCAGAGCCAGAGAUCACCUGGCAUAAGCUGGAGGGCGAUCUUCCACCUGGAGCCUUUGUCGAGAACAAUGUAUUGACCAUACCAUCAGCUACUACCGAACACACUGGAACAUAUGUUUGUACAGCCACAAACGAACAGGGAGCGGAGACAGCGUACGCCAUGUUGAAAGUCCGAGAACGCAAGAUCCCAUAUUUCACACAGGACCCCAUCUCCUACAUUGCGUUGCCCACUAUAAAGGAUGCCUACCAUGAAUUUGAAAUCAGCAUAACAUUCCGCCCAGAUGCAGCUGAUGCUCUCUUACUGUACUCUGGUAUGAUUAUUUACAAUGGCCAGGAGAAGACAACAGGAGCAGACUUUAUCUCAUUCGCAUUAGUCGGAGGACGCCCUGAAUUCAGGUUCGAUGUGGGUUCUGGCAUGGCCACCAUCCGUCACCCUAACCCCAUUUCUCUGGGAGAAUAUCACAAUGUAGUGUUAUAUCGGAACUUGACUCAGGGCUCGAUGUUUGUAGACAACGAUCCUCCUGUCAAUGGGAGUUCUCAGGGAAACUUCCGAGGUCUGGAUUUAAAUGAAGAGCUUUAUGUUGGCGGUUACCCCCAUUUUGAAAACAUUUCAAAAGUCACUGGAAGCAACAGCGGGUUUAUGGGCUGCAUUCGCCAACUUGUAAUUCAGGGUGAUGAGGUGAUCUUCUCCACUCCAGAUCUGAAAGCUAGAGGAAUAUCUGACUGCCCAACCUGCAAAGACAAUCCUUGCAAGAAUGGAGGUCAAUGUGUUGACUCUGAGACUGGCAGUUAUACAUGUCAUUGUAGGAGGGGAUAUACCGGGAGCAACUGUGAACAUUCACUAGCUCUACACUGUCACCCAGAGGCCUGUGGGCUGGACGCUACUUGUGUGAAUUUACCAGAUGGCCUUGGGUAUAACUGUCGAUGCCACCUGGGAAAACGAGGGCCGAAAUGUAUGGAUGGUGUCUUAAUUACAGCUCCUUCCUUCAGGGGAGGGCACUCUUUUGUGGCAUAUCCACCCCUGACCAACGUUCACAAUGAGCUGACCAUCGAGCUAGAGUUUAAGCCUCACUCACCAAACGGCCUGAUGUUCUACAGCAGUGGACAAAGGAUGAAAAUGAAUGACUUCAUCUCGGUCGCCAUGUUGAAUGGACAUUUGGAGUUCCGAUACGACCUGGGCUCAGGACUUGCUGUUCUGCAGAGUGUGAAACCGGUGGCUCUCAACAAAUGGCACAGACUGAAAGCGCAUAGACACAACAAGGAUGGUUUGCUGAAAAUAGAUGAUGAGAAAGAGAUCAGAAGAGUCUCUCCAGGCAAAAGCCAAGGUUUGAACCUUCGCAGCCCCAUGUACCUUGGAGGUGUGCCCAGUUCAGAGAUUCUCCCCAAAGCAGUAAACAUCACAGAAGGGAUUGAAGGCUGUAUCACUGAGGUUUCCAUUAAUGGGAAGAAGGUGGAUCUCUCCUACACCUUUACAGACAGUCUGAAUGUGGAUCAGUGUGGUGACAGCUCACCGUGUGACCGUGGUCCUUGCCUGCAUGGUGGAACGUGUAGAGUAACUGGAGAGUAUGAAUACCAAUGCAUCUGUGCAAAUCAGUAUCAGGGUGAGAAUUGUGAAAUUCCAUGGGACAUCUGUUUGCAGGGAAACCCUUGUAUGAACGGUGGGACUUGUGAGAAGAAUCAGUGCUGGUGUCCGAUGGGGUAUACUGGAUCAUACUGUGAGCUAGACUCUCCUGUGCAAUAUGGAGCCUUCUUCCAUGAUGGUGGAUACAUUGUGUUGCCAAAACAGAUGUUCCCAAGGAGUUCUCCAACUGCCCCUGAAACCAUUGAAAUGGAGGUUCGUACAACAUCACGUGAUGGUGUCCUGCUGUGGCAGGGAGUGAAACAGGGAGAAAAUGGAAAAGGAAAAGACUUUGUUGCUCUUGGACUCCAAAACGGUCACGUGCUCUUUAGUUACCAACUGGGAAGUGGUGAAGCCAAUAUCCCCUCAGAAGAUCCAAUCAAUGAUGGAGAAUGGCAUAAAAUAAUUGCUGUGCGGGAAGGAAAAUCAGGAUAUAUCCAACUGGAUGGUGAUGGUAUUGUGAGGGGAGAAUCCAAAGGAGAUAAGGUCAUGGUAAACACGAGGGGAAGUGUCUACUUGGGUGGUGCCCCAGAUGUUAAACAUUUUACAGGGAGUAAAUUCACCUCCGGAAUUACCGGCUGCAUCAGGAAGGUGGUCCUUGUAAAUAAAAGACCGGACCAACAUCAGGUUCAACCAGUCGAUCUGCGAGUUCACGCUGAGGGAGGGGUCAAUGCUCGAGAAUGUCCAUCAUAGGCAUUCGGACUCACUAAAGGCAAAGUAGAGACUUCUGGGAAAGGUGCUUUGCUGCUAUUAAAUUGGAUUGUUUUGUGUUCUUUAAUGCAGUCCUCUUUAACCAAAAACAAAUCAUCACAAUGUCAGCCCAUUGUAUUCCGUUGAAUGAAGGGUUUUAGCAACUCAGCUUGAUUUAUUUUGUAUCUACAAGAGCCAUUCAAGAACACCAGCAUUAUCCUGAGGCAGAAGAUCCUAUGGACUUAGAUUUCUCUAGCACUGAAGUUUGGGAUAAUAGUGAAGAGGAAACAGUUGGUAACCAAUCUUCCACCUUUGCCUCUGAAUUUUAGUACUGACUCUGACCUGGCUGGUGUUGACUUGAAAUGAACUAGGCCAGUUCAGUCAUCACUCAUUUUAUUAAAACAAAGGUUCACAAGCUGCAUACCUGAAGUACUGAAAUAUCAGAGGGUUGGCGACUGUAGAAGUUCUAUAAUUGUACAAAAUAUACAGAGAUCUGAAUUGGUACCAGUGUAGAAAAUGUCAAGGAUUUAUAACAACUUUACUUCUGUCUAUUGAAUUAUCAGGCAUUUUCUGUGAACAGACACUGUUAGCUUUCCAAUUAAUCAGCAUGUGCUGAAGUCCAGAGAGAUGAUUAAACCUACUCCUGAAUGUAUACCCUAUGUAUUGGCAUAAAAUGCCACAUCAUCAAACACUAGAAAUGUGCAGGUCAGGAUACAUACUCCCAAAGGUGGCCAUUGAAUAUAUAAGAUUCACCGUGAGGGUUUGACAUCCUAGGGUUAGGUGACCAGAAAUCAGUAAUGUCAAAGCACAUUUAGGGACAAAGUUGUUCUGAAAGCUCACUUUGUUAGUAGUGUAGUAGUAUAGUGCUGGCCUAGCAAUCCCAGGGAUUGAGAGUUCAAAACUCAACAGGAAACAUUGAAUUUGGGCUGAUGAAAACUAUCAAUACCUGUCUCCAGACCCUUAUUUCAUUCUUAAUGCUGUCAGUGUAACUAGAGAUGUACAAUAAAAGCCAACCUUUUUCAGAGUACUCACAUCCUCAAAAUAAUAUAUUUUUAAUACAAAACUUAAUCCCACUUUGCUUCAUAUGCCUUUUACAAAAAUGCAUCUAUUCAAGAUAGUUGUAUCUUGAAGUCGAGGAGUUCACCAAGAGCCAGACUUUUAAAACAAUGGACUAUUAGAGGGCACAGUCUUCAGGAUAAAAUUUUCAUUACCUCAUCAAUGUUUGUAAAUCCUCAGUUCAUUAACAAUGAGUUGGAUGUUAUGAAAGGUUGGACAUGAGACUGUUCUGACUGUGUACUUCCCAGGUGCGAGGAAGUCAGUGAUGCUCCCGAGAAGGCAGUGCCCUUUUACCUUAUGAACAAGGCCUUGGUCAAUGUCUAUAUUGUUUUUCAGUUUGUUGGCUCCUUUCAUUUGACAGAUUAGCCACUUCACAAAAAUGAAUCUGAUGAAUCUCUCUGUUCUUGUACUGUGCUGGCCUGCUGAUGUAAAUCCACCUGAAGAUGUUGAGAUUUUCUUAAUCCCCCAAUGUGCUGACCCUAUCAAUUGCCUUAAGGAUUUGAAUAUUUUUUAAACAGUAUAAAAGUCUAGGAAGUUGAGUUAAAUUUGGCAUCCAACUUCUAACUAAAGAGCUCUCUUGGAACUGUUGAUAAUGCAGUAACGGGCAUUACUGGAAUACCAAGGGAGCAGGUAAACAUUACAGAAAGAAGUAAGCACACAAAUUAGACAAUGAGGUGCAAAUGCAUCAAUCUCUGGUACCAACAACAUAUCCUUGCUCCAUUCGUGGGGCUUUAGGUUCAGGUUCCAACAUCCAUACUUAAUGUUUAAUGAAGGAUUGAUAUUUCACUUUGAAGGUUAAACUAUUCUUUGCAAUUGCAGACCUUUGAGUAUUAUUCAGAAUUGAUGUAUUCAUUGAGAGCCAUCUUGUGAACCUUUUAUGAAAAAAAAAUUGCUGGACAUACAUUCAAGAAAAAUUCCUAAACAGAAAACAAACCAGAGCACCCAUGCAGUGUUGAUGUUUUAUUCAAACUACUGACAUCUCUCUUUCUGAGUGUAGCUAUGGCGAUCACGUGAAGUCAAUGUUAGCGCUCUUAACAUUUUACUAUGCAUUUUGAUGGUAUGCACAACAUCCUUGAAUGUUAUUAUAAUAUUUGAUCUUUUUCUGUUGUUUCUUUAUCCAAAGACAUUUUCUUCUGUAAUCUGCAGUAUUAACAAACCUGAUUCCUCAGUCAUUGAGUCAGCAGUUCAGCUCCCUAUCAAGUGUAUGUUCCGAUUAAAUGGAGCAGGUUUGAGAUGUGCCAUAGAUUUGUCACAUGUAUCUAUUAAGCCAUAAGAAAAACACAAUUUUAUUCUUUCUUUGUUCAAUGGAAUAACUUGUAAUGGCUUCAUUUUUCUUCUCACCAUUCUUUGGGGAUUGAUGGUCAUGACUGCACAUUAGAAAGUGAUCGUAUUUCAUUCAGACUCUGGUUUAGGAAACCAUAUGAGGAACGCCACCAGUCUCUACACCAUCUUCAAUUAGGCACUAGUGCUGUGGACUACUAGAAUAAUUAGGAAACUAAGUUCCCCUUUGCCGUUAAUUUGAAAUGCAUCUUGGUAGUAAUCCAAUUCAGUUUUCAUCCUGCAAGUUGUUUAGCAUACAAGUUUUUUGUUUCUCUCGUCAAGGUAGUGGGGUGAAUGGGACUGGAGAAGAAUGGGGCCAGAAGGGAAAUAAUCAAUACGUACCCGGAUUAUAGUAUUGCUUCAUAAGUUGAAUAGAAGUUCCUUUCUUUCCCCUUGGCAGUUCCAGGUCUGCACGUUAUACUGGCUGGUUCCAGAGUGAAGACAGCAACUUAAUACACAACUGCCACUUAUUGUGAUUUCCUAAUGUUAUCCCCCUAGGAAGAGGCCAGUGCCUCCAAUAAUCCCCAUACAUUGUCACAUGGGUAUUUAGAAUGCAUCCUCUCAGCAUUUUUAUGCAUUUUGUGUUAACCAUAUUUUACUAAUUUGACUUCCUAAUAUCAGUCUGGUCAAAUAAAGAGUGAAGCAGCCAGAGAAGUGAUACAGACUCUGGUGUGCAUCCUAAUGGCGUAUUUCUGUCGGUGCUACAAUCAUAGUUAUCCACAUGUUGAGAUAUAUUAACACUUCUCACUCACUUUUCACACCUGAUCCCUGUUGUGGGUGACACAAUGGCUUUGUACUUUGCUGUUCAUUUCUAUUAGAGUUGCAGAUAGGAUUACUGCAGGUGAUGAAAUGAACAGUAAGCAUCAAAAACUGUGCAGCAGUGAAGGGAAAAUCUGGAUGCAGCAAUUAGAGCUGAGACUUCAAAAUAGAUUGACAUUUUGUCAAUUUUUUAAAUACGGAAAUGGGAACAUUUGGCACCAAGGCUCACCUGUCACCAGUCCUUCAACAAAAACAUUCACUCACAUAACUAUUCAGACCUAACCAUCCUACUAGCUGGGACCUGCAUGUUCCAUGUGCUGUAUUAACCCACUAAAGAUAUCUGAAGGAUAAACAGUAUUUUUUUGUUUAAGGAAGUAUUUUUUUUGUUAUAUUAACUUUUUGACACCAAGAGCGAAGGCCUUGCAAUGUAGAUUGUUAUGUUAAAAAAACAAAGCAGCAGUCCAUUUGGAGGUUAUUCAGUGACUUGGUAAGUAAGGAUAUGACUGAACUAUUUUUAAAAAAAGCAAUUGGAACCUGAUUUUUUAAAAAACAUAUAUACUUUUAAUUUUGAUGGAAGUAAACCCUCAUACUCUGAUUUCUUUUUGACAUUUCAGUCUGUGUGAAUGUUAUUAAAUGAUUAUACAACAUCAGAGAUAUUGGAAGCCCACUAUUGUCCAAUUGCCAAAAUGAUUCCUCUCUCAUAGGUCACCAUGAAUAGGACUGAUUGCACAGUUGUCAAGUGCAGCUCAUGGCACUGAUUCAGAAACUUGGAUUUGAAUCUAUUUCAUUUUUGUUUCGCGCUCACUCCCUGGACACCUGACGCAGCCACUUCUCUUGCAGACUUACGUUACAAGAGAGCACGAGCCUGAUUUGGCAUUCAAUGUUCUGUCUCUGCUAUAUGGAAAGUGAAAGUUUCUGUAGUCCGAGAGGACCGCUCUCUCUCAUUAGAGAGAACGAUGAAUGGUAGUAGGCAUAACCUGAUGGUUCCACCAUGACAAGAUCAGAUUAUGUGUCAAAUGUUAAAAAUCACAUAACACCAGGUUAUAGUCCAACAGGUUU